This is a messenger RNA of Necator americanus (New World hookworm), 1551 nucleotides long. RefSeq lists its product as uncharacterized. Lineage: Eukaryota; Metazoa; Nematoda; Chromadorea; Rhabditida; Ancylostomatidae. Bases 1 to 1551 code for a protein of 516 amino acids. The transcript is spliced from 15 exons. The record is from RefSeq and is a predicted model, not a curated record.
AUGAACUCGGCAACUUUCGUCUUUUUCUACGCAUUCGCUUCAAUUUCUGGUUUUACGGACGGAGCCGCUUGCCGUCUUCCAUGGUCUGGUGUCUGGAUCAAAGGUGAUCGUGAGCUGAACAUCACACAACAUUCCCUGGGCUCAUUAGGAUCAUGUCGAUCGAAGAACAACGAUCAAUACCUGUUGAGCAGUUCGACGGAUCGAGGCGAAUGUUUUCGAUGUCUGAUUGUGUUUCCAGUUCAUGAAAAUGUCCUCCAGUAUAAAACCACUCAAUGCAUUUUCGACUCAAGUAUGACGUUGGAACGAUGUCGAUAUCAUUUUAGCGGUGAUACCACAAUGCAUACUUUAUUCAGGAAAGAUGCCUCAACCGUACAAUGUCCUAUCGAAGCUCCACUCAACUUCACCUAUCAUACUAGCGGAGGAGCAUGUAGUAGUCGUAUCUCAUCCAUAACCAGAUGUUCCGAAUGGGCACGGCUUUCGUUUCGCUACCAAGCAUGUCCGGAAAAUCCUACCAAAGAGGCUUCAGUAUCCGAAGUGGAAUGUAUCGCAUCAUGGCACACCCUCGGUCAUACGUUCUUCGCCGCUCGGGUUGGAAAUCGUCGUGGUGAAUCAUACAGAUGCUUUAUAAUGGAUCAAACGGGAACUUCGGGCCGAAUAGGAAUAUCUGCUGAUGCCAGUUGUCAAGAGUUGACACAUAUUGGUGCCGCCACGACCACGUUACAUUACAAACAAGACCAUAAAAUUCAUCCACAAUGUGACUUUCCUGAAUAUCUACAUGCCACAAUGGGACGAAUACGGCAAACAUGGGAGUCGAUAGUGACAGGUCGUAGGAAUGUAAUCCAGAAUGGUCACUGGAUCUCAUCGUACAAGGCUAAGAACGACUCAGUCUGGACGUGUUUGGAAAGUAGACGUCUCGAAAAUUUUGUGGCUAUUCGCGCACAUGUGAAACGAGGUUGCCAAACCGGUUAUCAAUGUGUCCAGUUUCAUCGACGUGGAGAACGUAUGGUUCAGCUUAGUUUUGGACAAAUCAGCCAUAAUGAGUACGAGGAUUGUAGCGAAAUGACUGUCGAGACACGAGAUACGCUGGUAUUACACGGUGCACAGGAAGAAUGUCCUCUUCGUGGACGAUAUUUGUCACCGAAAUGUCAACAUCCAAUGCUUUACUUAGGUUGUCAGAAACCAGAUGAAUUACAGAUCUCAACGGAAUGUAACCCCAUACAGAAAGAGGCUGACGUAUAUUCAUGUGCUGCUCAUUUUGAGCAUGGAGAUGAUCAUUAUUUAGUGGUUAGAGACGAGCUUUCUACUCAACUACAAUGUUUGAAGAUCCAUACAUCUAACGAUAUCUCACUGACGAUAUUUGAUCACGUUUCGUGUGAUCCUCAUUCCACCACAGCUUCGUUACCGUCGUUUGUGUUGAAUGUGUCGAACACAGAAAGAUGUGAAUCUUCACUCCUUGCUGGCUUUCUCUACUCCUCAAAGAGUUCACCACAAAUCCACGAAAUCUCAUCGAGUUUGAUUGCAAGCUUACUGGUGCUGAUUAUGCUUUCUUAA